Messenger RNA from Vicugna pacos (alpaca), 3673 nucleotides. It is a transcript of the gene PEX13, whose product is annotated as peroxisomal biogenesis factor 13. Gene Ontology annotation, biological process: protein import into peroxisome matrix, docking. Gene Ontology annotation, cellular component: peroxisome; peroxisomal importomer complex; peroxisomal membrane. The record is from RefSeq and is a predicted model, not a curated record. NCBI's taxonomy places the organism in Eukaryota, Metazoa, Chordata, Mammalia, Artiodactyla, Camelidae. Gene Ontology annotation, molecular function: protein binding.
CUCUACAAGCCACGUCCCUUCUGUAGGGGCGGACCGGGUGGAGGACUCGGCGCUUUGCAAGUUGUGCCUGGCGCGCAAGCAGCUCUUGUCCCGGGCCCGGAGAGUCCCAGCGUAAAGCGGGAGCCGAGUGGAGGCGGAGGAGAUGGCGUCCCAGCCGCCGCCUCCCCCGAAACCCUGGGAGACCCGCCGGAUUCCGGGGGCCGGGCCGGGACCAGGACCAGGUCCCACUUUUCAAUCUGCUGAUUUGGGUCCUACUUUAUUGACAAGACCUGGACAACCAACACUUACCAGAGUGCCACCACCUAUUCUUCCAAGGCCAUCACAGCAGACAGGAAGCAGCAACAUGAACGCUUUCAGACCUGCCUACAGUUCAUUUUCUUCUGGAUAUGGUGCCUAUGGAAAUUCGUUUUAUGGAAGCUAUAGCCCUUAUAGUUAUGGAUAUAAUGGGUUGGGCUAUAACCGCCUCCGUAUAGAUGAUCUUCCACCUAGUAGAUUUGUUCAGCAAGCUGAAGAAAGCAGCAGAGGUGCAUUUCAGUCCAUUGAAAGUAUUGUGCAUGCAUUUGCCUCUGUUAGUAUGAUGAUGGAUGCUACCUUUUCAGCUGUCUAUAACAGUUUCAGGGCUGUCUUGGAUGUAGCAAACCAUUUUUCCCGAUUGAAAAUACAUUUCACAAAAGUUUUUUCAGCUUUUGCAUUGGUUAGGACUAUAAGAUAUCUUUACAGACGAUUACAGUGGAUGAUAGGUAUAAGAAGAGGCUCUGAGAAUGAGGACCUGUGGGCAGAAAGUGAAGGAACUGUGGCUUGCCUUGGUGCUGAGGACAGAACAGCUAACUCAGCAAAAUCUUGGCCAAUAUUCUUGUUUUUUGCUGUUAUCCUUGGUGGUCCUUACCUCAUCUGGAAACUGCUUUCUACUUACAGUGACGAAGUAACAGAGAAUACCAGCUGGGCAAGUGGUGAGGAUGACCAUGUAGUUGCUAGAGCAGAAUAUGAUUUUGUUGCUGUAUCUGAAGAAGAAAUUUCUUUCCGCGCUGGUGAUAUGCUAAACUUAGCUCUAAAAGAACAGCAACCCAGAGUGCGUGGUUGGCUUCUGGCUAGUCUCGAUGGUCAAACAACAGGACUUAUACCUGCUAAUUAUGUCAAAAUUCUUGGUAAAAGAAGAGGUAGAAAAACAAUGGAAUCCAGUAAAAUUUCCAAGCAGCAACAGUCUUUCACCAACAAGACACUAAUUAAAGGAGCCACAGCUGCUGAUUCUUUGGAUGAACAGGAAGCUGCCUUUGAAUCUGUUUUUAUUGAAUCUAUUAAGGUUCCAGUUCCAACUGAUUCCGCUGGGAAAAAUGGAGAUAAACAAGAUCUUUAAUAUCUUUCAUGCUUGCCUGCAGUUGAACUAUUCUUUGGAGUACUUUUUUAGAAUUACUUCUUACAAAGAAAUUAAUCUACAAUCCAGUGAGAACAUUUCUUAAUGGCUAUUUUGGAGGUUUUGCUGCUAGAAGUUUAAUUAAAGUUGUACACAAGUAUGUUGCUCUAGUGACCUGGUUACAUUUUACAAGUUAUUGGACCAUAGAAUGUUUGUUUCACCUAGAUUUUAAGGUUAUGGAGAGUUCUAUUAUUUUCAUCUUAUUUGAAACCCUAUGUUUAUUGGAAGAGUAACUGUUGAUGAAUUGUAAAAUACACAGUUUACUAUAGUGAGGAUCAUUGAUGCAUUUUAAAGUUCUAGAUAAAUUGACUUGGAAUCCUCAGAAAUUGAGUGACAACAUAUAAAUAUGAGAACAGGCAAAAAGGCUAAUUUUUUUAAACAACUUUAAUUAAACUGAAUAAUAAAAAUUUUCUGAUGUGUAUUAUGUCCAGUGUUGGGUUUGCUUUAGGCAGUAGUAAUAUGUUUUCACCCACUGACAAUUGAUACUAUUAUCUUUUAAUUGUAUUUUUAAAAAUUUACCUUGAAAAGGUCACUAGAAGCAUUGUGAAGGAAAUGGUUCUAGGGCGAUAUUUAGCCUAAUAGUUUUCCCUACUAAUUAAAAGGCUGAAAUUUAUCUUACAGAUUAUGUCAAUUUCUUCAGACGAUCGUAUAACUUUUUAUCCCUUUACAGAAUGACUAGUUUGCACCCCGGAUGAAUCAGAAUAUGUAUAUGAAAGAUUUACUUAGUUUUCCUCCAGCCAAGACUCAAAUCCUUUGAGCUUGCACUCAAUCCUGGCAGUAGUGAUUUUAAGUCUUUUCAUAGAUUCUCUGCUUCUAACUACCUAGUGUAAUUUUUUAAAAUUCCAUAUUCAGGCUGUACUUUAAACAUUGAAAAUGUGUCACAUUAGGGUACAACAUUUCUUUACAGUUUGGUUUUUACUACUUAGACUAUAAAUGCUGAAUUGCCAUUUAGAAUAUAAUAAUGCUAUUUGACUUGCUUUUUGUUUAAUCAUGAUUUAAAAUGAAGUUAAAUUUCUGUACACAGAAUAUUUCCCCACAAAAUUAGAAAAUUCAUACACUUGCUGUGAUCAUACUACAAAAUAAUACUAUCAUGAAAUAGAUGUACAAGAACACAUUUACAGAUACAUUGAAAACUUGGAAUUAUUUGAUAAAGAUUUUGAUUUAGUAUUUUUACCUUUCUUCUUAGACUUUAUGUUCAACAAAUAAGUACUUCUAGAACAGUUUAGACUAAAGCAUACAGGAACCAAAUAAUCAACAUAGAAUUUUACUGAAGUCUUAGGAACCUCUCUUUUGAGACAAUAUAAUAACAUAUUUAAAGUAACAAAUGUUGACCCUGUGCAGAAAAAAAAGUAAUAAAAUUGUUAAAUUUGUUUAUUGUAGGUAUAUUUUUCUAACACCCAGUUCUUUGAGUCUUCAAGAUUAGGUUACUUUUAUAUUAUUUUCCAUUUGUUUUCUACAGUUAGAAGUUUUUUGUUUUGUUAGAGCUUAAUUUAUGGAAAUUUUGUUCUUGAAACACAUUUUUGAUAAAACAGAUUUGGCGUUGAGACAUCUAAAGUGAAUGCUAGAAGUGAAGUAGAGGUGAAAUGCUGAGUAGGUGCUAUUUAGAUUAGAUAAGGUGGGUCUUUAGGAUCCUAUUUGUGCUAUUAAAAUGUAUAAGGAAAACCAUAUAGCACAGAAAGACAACAAUUUCACUUCUCUUAGGGUGUUUAUUUUUUGAUUAAUAAUUAUAGUGUACAUUAUCUGAUUGUUAACUAUUUGUGUCUGAAAAUUCCUUUUCUGUUAAAAUUCUAGAAAAGGAAUUUAGGACUACAAUAAGCAGAGAAAUUUUGUAACCUUUUUUAUCAUGACAGUUUUAGUAUAAUUUUUUUAGAUGAGAUUAAAUAUAAUGUUUAAGGCGCCAUUGUUAUUUUUAGGAACUUAUUUAAGGACUGCUACUUAACAGAAAUUACUAACUGAAACUAAAACAUUUUCAGUUAAAUAAUAUAAAUCACAAGUUGCAACAAGAAAACAGGUUUUAUUUAAAAUUAUUUUCUGAUUUUAGUUUAUCAGUGUAGAAAGGAAAAGGUAAGAGAACUAAACUUUCAUGUUUUAACAUUUUAUUUAGGUACUUGAUUUAGUUUGUCGUGUCACAAUUAUACAUUUACUUGAAUACUGCUGUCCCUUGUGCUUUCUUCAGUGGAAAAACAAAUAUUAAAUGCAGUUAAAAUUUUUAAUACGUUGUGAAGUUACUUUUACUGGGCAAAUAAAAAUAUAUUAAACCUG